CACACGAAAGCUGGAUGGAGAUAUCAGUAAGCAUGGAUGGUACAGUAUGAUACGUGUAGCAGACAAAUCGACGGAAAUCUGUUGAUCGAGCUUUGACUUCCGGUUCGACUUUCAUUGCUUUCCACUUCUCUGACUUCCACAAAGUCUCACAGGAUGUGUUACAGCAACGAGCAAACCCAUGCGUUACAGUCGAAAUCAAGAGUGCGAGUGGUUGGGAGCUGAAUCUUCCAGGUGCUUUUGCACUUGCUGAAUGGAGUAUGGUCUGAGACUGACGGGUGUACUCCAAGGUGUAUCCGGGAGCUUGAAUUGAAGCAUGCGCAAAGCGGAUCUUAGAAAAUGGCCGCUGGUGAUCACUAGCAUUCCAGGUUGCGUCAUUGAUAAGCGGCUAAAAGAGCAACGAAGCGUUCUACAUUAGUUACCGGACAGCAGCAGCAAAGACAGAAGUUUGUAAAGCGUCACCAAGAAGAACUUUUGAGUGAACGUGAAAGAGCGCCUACACUUACCUGCAACGUUGGAAACUCGAAAGUCUUUAUUACAGAGAGUCAAGGUGUGUUCGUCUCGUCAUGCCAGGUUGUAGAGAGGACGGCUGGUACAAUCAGAAGGCAUAGGAAAAAGUUAAAAAUGGAAGAAAAUCAUCGACCAGCUGGAAACAUCGUAAACGGACCGCUUCGCGCUUCAGCGGACCUAACGGCGAUAGCUGUUAUGAAAAAUGCAAAGAAAAUGAAGUUGGAAAAGGUGAUGUUACCUGCUAUGAUUUCCGGUGGUCAGAGAGUUGAAGUUGAGGGAUAUAAAGGAACGGAUUCAGACGGCAACGUAACACGUUGUAUUUGCGGUUUUGUUCACGACGACGGCUACAUGAUCUGUUGUGAUCGCUGCAGUGUAUGGCAACACGUGUUGUGCGUGGGCGUGGACCCCAAUGAUCCACCGGAAAAUUAUCUUUGUGAUAAGUGUGAUUCAAGGCCUUUAGAUUUUGGAAGAGCAGUGGCACUACAGAGAAGAAAGCUGGAGGAAAUGGCAGACUUGGGAUCUACGAAUUCCGAUGAAUCUGCAGAUGAGAGUGGAAGCGUCAGUCCUCCUGAUUUUAGCAGCAAAUUGUGUGAGGCGGUUGUUCACGAUCACUUGUCCAGUACGUGUCUUGCGCCGUUUGCAACGUCAGGUGGGCUUCCACGAGCAAAGCAGAGGGUUAGAAAGCCUUCACUGUCAAAGUCUUUGCUGCUUCAAAAGGCUCAUUCUUGGGACAGCCAGUCAUUACCGUCACUUUUGGAUUCAACACGGCUGCAGACAGUGAAUUUUGGUGAAACGAACGAGAAAGGCAUUGUUGAUGUUAAUUGUUCAUCACAUAAUCCGGUCACUACUGAUCCUUGGGACUGCCAAUCUGUGCUCUGGUGUGACAACAAGAAGCCGAUUCCUGGCAAUGUAUAUACGAAAGAGAUACUAGAGAUUAUCGAGAUAGUGUUGGGGAAUAAGAUUGUGAUGGAUUGGCCGUUGGAUCCACCACAGACAGAUGCGGUUGAAUGUGUGCAGCGCGUGGAGGCAAAACGAAGGUCUCUGGUCUCUCUAACAAGUGUCGAUGCCAAUACGUUUCUCCACGAAUACCAGGGUCGUUUUUUGACACGAUCUUCAUUUGACAUUGAACAUGGAUCAAUUCCAUGGCAAAACAGUCUUUGUCCUUAUGUUCUCUUCUUCAAGCUAGGAAAUUUAAAUUUGAACCUUUGUGUUGAUGCGAGGGUGAAUGGGAACGUGAGUCGUUAUGUUCGUCGAAGUUGCUCUCCAAAUGCAAAGGUGCGCUGCUACAUUCGAGAUGGCAAGCUUCAAGUCGGCAUCUUCUCACAACGUUACAUCACUUCUGGGACGGAAAUCACGAUUCCAUUCGAUUUCAACAUCCACGAAUGCAACAUUAUGUUGGAAUGUUCGUGUGGGUUGUCUACAUGUCCUGUGCUGGCCGCAAACCAGGCAACAACACAGAGACUAGAAACGCUUCCGUUGCUACUUGGAGGGUCGGGAGUGAGAUCAGCAUUGAUGACGGUCGGACACAACGAGAGAGACAAUUCCGUGUACGAACGGCAAGUGAUGCAACAUCAUCUAGAGCAACAGAUAAUACAACCUGGUUCUCCACGAAAGAUGAGCGCGAGUGGCAAUCAUUUACGGUGUGCUAAACGACGUCGGAGACGUCAGUCGGAUGGAGUAAUUCUUGUAAGGAAAGACGGUGAAGGAGACUCUGAUGGCUUGGAGUUUGAUGGUUUUGAGCAAGAAAAGAAGAAGAAUCUGACUCGUGAGGAGAGGAAGCUCGAGGCUAUCAUGAAGGCCUUCGAGAAGAUGGAGAAAAGUGAGAAGAGGAAACGAGAAAUCAGCAGUACAGGCAAAAGCAGUGGAGGAGCUUCACCAGAGAGUGAAGAGAAGAAACCAACUGGUCGUGGUAGAAAGAUUGGUCAGGUGGGGAAAAAGAAGCCGGGAAAAAAGCGUCGCUCUGUUACUGGUUUGAGUUUGGAGUCUCUCUCACCAGACAGCAGCAGUAACUUAACGUCUGCACCACCAGCCACGCCGGUAGACGUCAUCUCUCCAUUUACACCUCCACUAGUGACGACUCCGGUCAACGCGGCAUCUACAGGAAGUUCGGUGAAAUUGCCGAGGAAAAAGUUUAUUGUCAACGAGUGGAUGAACCAAGACAAAAUGACGACAUCUGCGUUUGGAGCUUUUUCUAGUGGAAUUGGUGCUUCACCAUCAGGGGCUGAUAAUGCUAUGAAUGAAGUCAAAGAGAAUGGGACAGGCCCAUUUUCCAACCUUGUAAUGACUUCAAAAGGAACAACAUUUGAGUCAAAUGGUUUGACAAAUGACAUACAGAGUAAUCACUCAAUGAGCAAUGGGAUUUUGCUCGAUUAUGAGAAAAAGGAUGCUUUACCCUCCUAUGAAUGGACUAACCUCCAAGUGUCUGAAAAGAGUUCUGCUCUUGAACCUCAAAGCCUCGCUUCAACACCACAGUCAGAAGUCUUGGAGUCUGCGUUGUGUUCUACUCCAAUCCGAGCUGUAGAUCCAAGAAAAGCACUGCUAAACUCUUGGUCUGUUUGCUCAACAAAUCAAGUCACUGCAGAGCAACCAAAGGUUGAUAUGACGUCAUUUUGUAAGAAAAAGAGAUGGCUUCAAAUGGCUAAACAAGUGACCGUAACACAGUCAGUGCCUGUGCCUGUAACACAGUCAAUGCCUGUGACACAGACGGUUCCAUCAGGCUGUUUAAACUCGUGUAGUAGCUCUUGUAGUGAUACAACAUGGACAGAAAGUGAUAUUGCGACUCCUCUCUUUGAUGUAACAUCUUCAAUGAGACAUGUUGUGUCUGCCAGUGUUGUGCGAGAUUCUGUGUCAUCAGUUGCAACGUUGAGGAGUUCUAAUGAUUUAGAGUUGGGAGUUGGUAUGAGAGAACAGGGAGGCAAGGGAGUGAAACGAAAGAAAAUGUCGUUAUUAGAGUACAGAAACAGGAAACGGGAUGCUGUACCCAAAGAAGAGACAAAGAAUACAUCAUGGCAUUCAGAGUCUCUCAAUUCGUCGUGUACAGACAAUGCCUCUGCGUUUGGAGUCACUCACACAUUCCAUCCAGUUACCAACUUUGAGGUUGCAAACGAUGCAGACACACAGGGAAACGAGCAACAUAUUCCCCAGCCUCAUACUCCACCUCUGCCGCCAGUUAUUGAACCCGUCACACCAGAGGGCGACCAAUCAGACAGUGAAGAAGCAACCAUGCAAUCACCAACAAGAGAAGCCGACCCUCAAUGGGAACAUUCACUACGAGAUAAGUCACAGAGUCGAAUUGACUGGUCAAGCAACCAGACACCGUCUGUAUUGAAACCACCACAACUGCCUGAUCUUCCUCCACUUCCAGUCACGCCACCACCACCUCCACCUCCAGAGGAUAUGUCAGACCUACCAGCCAUCCCUCACCCAUGGCCUGUCUCUCAGUUUCAACCGGGUUGGACAACACACCCUCUACUCACAUACCCGUACCCACAACCACAAACUGGUAUGACGUUUGUACAGCCACCUUCGUCGCACCCGACGAGUUGGACAUCAUUUCCUCAUGUUGGAAGAACCAACUACUUGACUGAUUCUACACAGUACACGCUGGGCAUAUCAUCGACUGGUAACUUUCCUUCUGCUAACCCAAAUGGUCCUUUCUAUCACUAACGGCCGCUGUACAUACUAUAAUAUACACUCAUUCCUAGUAGGUGAGUCAGAUGGAAGUAAUCAUGCUUGACAAUUGAGUUGUCUCAGUGUUUGGAAUCUGUAAAAUCUUCAUACAGCUGUUUCACGCGAAUAGCUACAUGUAAUACUAGUUGAGUGUACAUACAUUCCAAAUAUGCUAAUACAAAUAUCAAAAAUGUAUCAAACAACAAAUCAGUAAAUAAAUACACAACUGUAACUACUCA
Molecule: messenger RNA, 4415 nt
Organism: Corticium candelabrum
Lineage: Eukaryota; Metazoa; Porifera; Homoscleromorpha; Homosclerophorida; Plakinidae
Product: histone-lysine N-methyltransferase SETD5-like
Exons: 26
Coding region: 622-4173 (1183 amino acids)
Biological process (GO): regulation of DNA-templated transcription
Cellular component (GO): Set3 complex; Rpd3L-Expanded complex
Source: RefSeq, a predicted model, not a curated record